Molecule: messenger RNA, 502 nt
Organism: Ostrinia furnacalis (Asian corn borer)
Lineage: Eukaryota; Metazoa; Arthropoda; Insecta; Lepidoptera; Crambidae
Product: dynein light chain roadblock-type 2-like
Exons: 4
Coding region: 108-419 (103 amino acids)
Source: RefSeq, a predicted model, not a curated record
GUUGUUUGUGAAGGGAGAGCAAUUUUUCGAAGAAUUAAUUUUUAAUCGCUGUAUAUCCAUUUAUUUAUCGAAUUUGAUUUUGAUUUCACAUAAAAUCUUAGUUACACAUGGAGAUCGCUCAAAAUUAUAUGGGGCCGAUUGCAACAAAUACUAUGAACAGAAUCAACGAGAACGGCAAUGUGGUGGGCACCAUCAUAGUCAACUGUGAAGGAUUCCCGGAGACUACGACCCUGGACAGCUUGACGGCUGCCACCUACUCCACCCAUAUGAGGAACCUCUCUCACCACGCCUCCAACGCCCUUAAAGAAAUCGAUGUCACAGACGAUUUAUUGGUGCUGAGGCUGGUGUCCAGGAAGACGGAGGCAGUGGUCGCACCAGAUCACGAGUUCCACCUGAUAGUGGUAAUGAGACGUGCUUAAAUAUUUACUAUUGAUUUAUAGUUGGUAACUGUAGAUUGUGGCCGUUUUAGGUCAUUGUUCUUUAGCAUUGAAAAUGUAAUAAA